UUUUGCUUCAAGCUCUGAAAAAAGGAGCACACAGGGGAAGCUUAGUCUUACUUGUGGAUCGAAGCAAAUACUAUCGGAGCGAUGAACUGGGACUUUGUGUGCGGACUCCUGGCUUGAUCUUUAUAGGAUUGGGUGUAUGUUGUUGGAACUGGCAGGCCAAGAGGCCCUGAAACCAGCAGGUGCCAUCUGUAUGGAGAAAAGCGGCUGUAGUCCAUUUCCAAUGUGUUGGGCUAAAGAAUAUGACAGAUACCUAGCAUCUAGCAAAAUAAUGGCAGCUGCUUAUCUUGACCCAAACUUGAAUCACACACCAAAUUCAAGUACUAAGACUCACCUGGGUACUGGCAUGGAACGUUCCCCUGGUGCGAUGGAGAGAGUAUUAAAGGUCUUUCAUUAUUUUGAAAGCAAUAGUGAGCCAACCACGUGGGCCAGUAUUAUCAGGCAUGGAGAUGCUACUGAUGUCAGGGGCAUCAUUCAGAAGAUAGUGGACAGUCACAAAGUGAAGCACGUGGCCUGCUACGGAUUCCGCCUCAGUCAUCUGCGGUCAGAGGAGGUUCACUGGCUUCACGUGGAUAUGGGCGUCUCCAGUGUGAGGGAGAAGUAUGAGCUUGCCCACCCACCAGAAGAGUGGAAAUAUGAAUUGAGGAUUCGUUAUUUGCCAAAAGGAUUUCUAAACCAGUUUACGGAGGACAAGCCAACUUUGAAUUUCUUCUAUCAACAGGUGAAGAGCGAUUAUAUGUUAGAGAUAGCUGAUCAAGUGGACCAGGAAAUUGCUUUGAAGUUGGGAUGUCUAGAAAUUCGGCGAUCAUACUGGGAGAUGCGGGACAAUGCGCUAGAAAAGAAGUCUAACUAUGAAGUAUUAGAAAAAGAUGUUGGUUUAAAGCGAUUUUUUCCUAAGAGUUUACUGGAUUCUGUCAAGGCCAAAACACUAAGAAAACUGAUCCAACAAACAUUUAGACAGUUUGCCAAUCUUAAUAGAGAAGAAAGUAUUCUGAAAUUCUUUGAGAUCCUCUCUCCAGUGUACAGAUUUGAUAAAGAAUGUUUCAAGUGUGCUCUUGGUUCAAGCUGGAUUAUUUCAGUGGAGCUGGCAAUCGGCCCAGAAGAAGGAAUCAGUUACUUAACAGACAAGGGCUGCAAUCCCACACAUCUAGCUGACUUCAAUCAAGUGCAGACCAUUCAGUAUUCCAACAGUGAAGACAAGGACAGAAAAGGAAUGCUGCAACUGAAAAUAGCAGGUGCACCUGAGCCUCUGACAGUGACGGCACCAUCCCUGACCAUUGCGGAGAAUAUGGCUGACCUGAUAGAUGGGUACUGCCGCCUGGUGAACGGAGCCUCACAGUCUUUUAUCAUCAGACCCCAGAAAGAAGGUGAACGGGCUCUACCAUCAAUACCAAAAUUGGCCAACAGUGAAAAGCAAGGUGUGCGGACACACGCAGUCUCUGUGUCAGAAACAGACGAUUAUGCUGAGAUUAUAGAUGAAGAAGAUACUUACACCAUGCCCUCAACCAGGGAUUAUGAGAUUCAAAGAGAAAGAAUAGAACUUGGACGAUGUAUUGGAGAAGGCCAGUUUGGAGAUGUACAUCAAGGCAUUUAUAUGAGUCCGGUAAGUCCUUUAAGACUACCAAAAAUCUGGAGUAAUUUUGACUGUUUAAAUUUAAAUUGCCUCUUGUUUCUUACUUCCCUAGUAACAAUGCGUCAGUUUGACCACCCUCAUAUUGUGAAGCUGAUUGGAGUCAUCACAGAGAACCCCGUCUGGAUAAUCAUGGAGCUGUGCACACUCGGAGAGCUGAGGUCAUUUUUGCAAGUAAGGAAAUACAGUUUGGAUCUAGCAUCUUUGAUCCUGUAUGCCUAUCAGCUUAGUACGGCUCUUGCGUAUCUAGAGAGCAAAAGAUUUGUACACAGGGACAUUGCUGCUCGGAAUGUUCUGGUGUCCUCAAAUGAUUGUGUAAAAUUAGGAGACUUUGGAUUAUCCCGAUAUAUGGAAGAUAGUACUUAUUACAAAGCUUCCAAAGGAAAAUUGCCUAUUAAAUGGAUGGCUCCAGAGUCAAUCAAUUUUCGACGUUUUACCUCAGCUAGUGACGUGUGGAUGUUUGGUGUAUGUAUGUGGGAAAUACUGAUGCAUGGUGUGAAGCCUUUUCAAGGAGUGAAGAACAAUGAUGUGAUUGGUCGAAUUGAAAAUGGGGAAAGAUUACCGAUGCCUCCAAAUUGUCCUCCUACCCUCUACAGCCUUAUGACCAAAUGCUGGGCUUAUGACCCCAGCAGGCGGCCCAGGUUUACUGAACUUAAAGCUCAGCUCAGCACGAUCCUGGAGGAAGAGAAGGCUCAGCAAGAAGAGCGGAUGAGGAUGGAGUCCCGAAGACAGGCCACAGUGUCCUGGGACUCCGGAGGGUCUGAUGAAGCACCACCUAAGCCCAGCAGACCUGGUUAUCCUAGCCCAAGGUCCAGCGAAGGAUUUUAUCCCAGCCCACAGCACAUGGUACAGACCAAUCAUUACCAGGUCUCUGGCUACCCUGGUUCACAUGGAAUCACAGCCAUGGCUGGCAGCAUCUACCCAGGUCAGGCAUCUCUUUUGGACCAAACAGAGUCAUGGAAUCAUAGACCUCAGGAGAUAUCAAUGUGGCAACCCAACAUGGAGGACUCUGCAGCAUUGGACCUGCGAGGGAUCGGGCAGGUGUUGCCGACCCACCUGAUGGAAGAGCGGCUGAUCCGACAACAACAGGAAAUGGAAGAAGAUCAGCGCUGGCUGGAAAAAGAAGAGAGAUUUUUGAAACCUGACGUGCGGCUCUCUCGAGGCAGCAUCGACAGGGAGGAUGGAAGUCUUCAGGGUCCGACUGGAAACCAACACAUAUAUCAGCCUGUGGGUAAACCAGAUCCUGUAGCUCCACCAAAGAAACCGCCUCGCCCUGGAGCCCCCGGUCACCUGGGCAGCCUUGCCAGCCUCAGCAGCCCUGGGGACAGUUACAACGAGGGCGUCAAGCCGUGGAGGCUGCAGCCCCAGGAAAUCAGCCCCCCUCCUACUGCCAACCUGGACAGGUCCAAUGACAAGGUGUAUGAGAAUGUGACGGGCCUGGUGAAAGCUGUCAUCGAGAUGUCCAGUAAAAUCCAGCCGGCACCGCCAGAGGAAUAUGUUCCUAUGGUGAAGGAAGUCGGCUUGGCCUUGAGGACUUUAUUGGCCACUGUGGAUGAGACCAUUCCCACCCUACCAGCCAGCACCCACCGAGAGAUUGAGAUGGCACAAAAACUAUUGAACUCUGACCUGGGCGAGCUCAUUAACAAGAUGAAGCUGGCCCAGCAGUAUGUCAUGACCAGCCUGCAGCAGGAGUACAAGAAGCAGAUGCUGACUGCUGCUCACGCUCUGGCUGUGGACGCCAAAAACUUACUCGACGUCAUUGACCAAGCAAGACUGAAAAUGCUGGGGCAGGCAAGACCGCACUGAGCCCCCCGAGGAGCACGUCUUUCCCCUCCUUUCAGGAUGUUCUCCAGCCUUCCACCAGCAGCGAGGAGUUAACCCUGGGUCCUCAGUCGCCAGCACUUACAGCUCCAACUUUUUCAAAUGACAUCUGGUUGAAAAUCUUCUCCCUCAUAUAUAAAUCUAACCACAUUUUGAUUUGGGUUUGUUUUUUGUUUUGUUAUAAUCAUGAUAUUCAGAAAUGUCUGGGAUCCAAAAUACGGCAUUUUUCUGAGAAUCAAAAUUGUACAUAAGAAGCUUUUAAGAAUCAUGGAGAACAUUUAUGUUCACAUUAGGAUGUGUUCUAAUGGGGACGGCUGGGGUGACAUGCUGGUUCCUGAAUUCGCUUAGCUGCGUGGUGGAUAAGGAGGGCAGGAGUGAAGAAUUCUGGGAAACCCAAGAGGCUGAGAGUUCUUUUGCCUACCAUAGAAUUACUAUCCAGACUGGAACUUUUGUUAUUAGAACACCCUUCAGUUGCAAUAUGCUAAUUCCACUUUACAAAGAAAGAAUAUAAAAGCUAUAUUUUGAAGACUUGAGUCAUUUCAGAAAAAAACUGCAACCCUUUCUGUCUUUCCUGCCUUGUACUUUCAUGUGGACAUGUGAAGCAUUCGGUUGGGAACUAGCUGUAGAACACAACUAAAAACUCUUGUCUUUUUUCACCAGAAUAAUGUGCCAGUUUUUUGUAGCAAUGUUAUUUCUCUUGGAAGCAGAAAUGCUUUGUACCAGCGCACCUCCAAACUGCAUUGAGAAGAAGUUCCAGAACCAUCCCUGUUCCCCAUUUUUAUAUAAUUUAUAAAGAAAGAUUAAAGCCAUGUUGACUAUUUUACAGCCACUGGAGUUAACUAACCCUUCAUUGUGUCUGUCUUCCCACGAAAGACUUAAGCAAAACAGAGGGAUUUGGUUUUCUUUUGACAUCCAGUUACACCAUCCAUUCUGUUAAAUAAUUUUGAAAAAUACACCCUCCCUUUAGUUUGUUGGGGGAUAUAAAUUAUUCUCAGGAAGAAUAUAAUGAACUGUACAGUUACUUUGACCUAUUAAAAAGGUGUUACCAGUAAA
Molecule: messenger RNA, 4501 nt
Organism: Propithecus coquereli (Coquerel's sifaka)
Lineage: Eukaryota; Metazoa; Chordata; Mammalia; Primates; Indriidae
Gene: PTK2
Product: protein tyrosine kinase 2
Exons: 31
Coding region: 137-3433 (1098 amino acids)
Biological process (GO): protein phosphorylation; signal complex assembly
Cellular component (GO): cytoskeleton; focal adhesion
Molecular function (GO): protein tyrosine kinase activity; ATP binding
Source: RefSeq, a predicted model, not a curated record